Molecule: messenger RNA, 2135 nt
Organism: Manihot esculenta (cassava)
Lineage: Eukaryota; Viridiplantae; Streptophyta; Magnoliopsida; Malpighiales; Euphorbiaceae
Exons: 7
Coding region: 168-1742 (524 amino acids)
Source: RefSeq, a predicted model, not a curated record
UCUCGUCGUUUCGGAGUGACGACGAAAAGCAAGAGCGAGAAAGCGACAGCCUUUAAGAGGAGAGAGGAGACGAGAGGCGAUAUGACGAUGGAGUUUUGAACUCUUAAUUCGCCAUUCGCUAUCUCUCCCUAUCAUUCAUUCUCUGUGAAGUAUUGUAUCCUUCUUUCAUGGCUCCAUCUUCUUCCUUAACCAUGCUCAGAACAUCCAUUUUUAUCUCAUUUUUUGCCGCACUAGCAGCGCCACUGCCAUUGCCAUUUCACCCACAGGAUCUUCUGCCCUUGUUGCCUAGGCAAGUCUCGUGGCCAAUACUCAAUUAUCUCAACAGUGCUGUUGACCUUUUGCCAACUUUUGUGGGAGCUGCCUCGACUCCCAAUGAUACCAUCCAGUGGAAGGGUGCCUGCUUCUAUAAUAACACGGCUUGGAUGGAGUUCCACAACAAGACUGGCAGUGAAUUUGGCGGUGGCACACUUCAUAUCAAGGUUAGCAAGGCUCAUAGCUGGACAUGUAUGGAUCUUUAUGUCUUUGUUACGCCAUACCGGGUUACAUGGGAUUAUUAUUUUCUUUCUCGGGAGCAUACAUUUGAGUUUAAAGAGUGGGAAGGGAAAGCUGAGUAUGAAUAUGUGAAGAACAGGGGAAUUUCAAUUUUCCUCAUGCAAGCAGGGAUGCUGGGAACCCUUCGAGCACUGUGGGAUGUCUUUCCCCUAUUUACAAAUACUGGAUGGGGGGAGAAUUCGAAUAUUAGAUUCCUUGAGAAGCACAUGGGAGCUACCUUUGAGCAACGUCCCCAACCAUGGGUUACCAACAUCAGUACUGAUGAUAUUCACUCAGGAGAUUUUCUUGCAAUAUCAAAAAUUCGUGGGAGGUGGGGUGGUUUUGAGACUUUGGAGAAGUGGGUCAGUGGAGCUUAUGCUGGUCAUACUGCUGUUUGCUUAAGGGAUUCUGAAGGAAAAUUGUGGGUUGGUGAAUCAGGGAAUGAAAAUGAACAGGGAGAAGAUGUUAUCGCUGUGUUGCCAUGGGAUGAAUGGUGGAAGUUUGAGCUGACUAAGGAUGACUCUAAUCCCCAUAUUGCACUUCUUCCUCUUCAUCCUGAUGUGCGAGCCAAGUUUAAUGAGACUGCUGCAUGGGAGUAUGCAUUGAGCAUGAAGGGCAAACCUUAUGGAUACCAUAACAUGAUAUUUAGCUGGAUAGACACUAUUGACGGGAACUAUCCAUCUCCAUUGGAUGCACACUUGGUUGCAUCUGUUAUGACAGUUUGGAAUCAGAUACAACCUGCAUAUGCUGCCAACAUGUGGGAUGAAGCCUUGAACAAGCGACUUGGAACAGAGGGCCUUGAUCUUCCUAAUAUCUUAGUAGAGACUGAAAAGCGUGGAUCCUCCUUUGGUGAACUGUUGACAAUUCCUGAAAAGGAUGACUGGCUGUACAGUGAUGGAAAAUCGACUUCAUGCAUUGCUUUCAUUCUGGAAAUGUACAAGGAAGCUGGAUUAUUUGAUCCAAUCCCCAAGUCUAUACAAGUGACUGAGUUUACGAUUAAAGACGCCUACACCCUCAGGUUUUUUGAAAACAACUCAAGUCGUCUUCCAAAGUGGUGCAAUGAUGGGGACGAUGUGAAGCUCCCUUAUUGUCAGAUUCGGGGCAAGUAUCGAAUGGAGCUACCAGGAUACAAUACCAUGGAUCCUUAUCCCCAUAUGAACGAAAGAUGUCCAUCAUUGCCACCACAAUACUACAGGCCACAAAAUUGCUAAACUACUUUUAACAUGAAGUUAUUAUGCCAUGGAUGAUGACCCUGGAGGUUCAUGGAAUCUACUUUGUCUCUUGAUAUUACAUUCGGAAGCUCCCAAGGGAGAGUUUGGCUGAUAUUGGUUGUAGAUAUGGCAAUGAUACUGCAAAAUAUUAGAGCAUCAGAUAAUAUAUAUGAAAUGUAAGGAGUUUCUAUUGUAGCUUUUGUCUUUUAUGAAGUUUAAACUAAGUGACCAUAGAAGACAAUGUAUAGUGUUAUAGACUAUUGUUGGAACAUGAACUGCAAUGUAGACAGAACUCAACCUUUUCAAUCACUUCCUUCCCAUGGUUGGAACCUUUCAUGUUAAGCUGAACUAGCAUUCAUUCUAUGAAAGAGAUUUGCCACGAGUUUUAACUCC